CCGAGUGGCGCCUUAACCAUCAUCAUUUCUCCCGCUUCUCCACGAAUACCAUCACAUUCAACACCAAUUCCUGCGCCUCUCUCUCGGUUUUAUUUUUCACCAAUCCAACCGACAAUUAUCGCACAGCUUCUGCUCUUCAACCCUCUUUCUUCCCGCUUCGCCUAUCAAAACCUACCCAAAUCGGACCUGCAUCCACCUUUUCACGCCUGCUCCUUGUCGGCGGUCAUCGGUAAAUAUGUCGAAACGCAAAUGGGGCGCCGAUACACCACUGGAAGAAGCCCUGGCCUACGAGGAACAGCUCAUUCGAACGCACAGGAGAAAAUGCUACGAUUAUCUCACGGACCUUCCACCUCCAAAUUACCGCUAUGUGGAUGCGAAAGGGGAUACGACGUUCGAUAUUUCCCGCUUUAGGUCUCAAACCACACGGGAAGCUGUCCAUCCCAAAGUUACUGAGAAGCGGAGAAGACGCAGAGCAGAUUCGGCUUAUGAGCAGUAUUACCAGCACAUGCCCAAGGAUCAUAACAUUCCCCUUGCAGGCAAAAAGUCCGCCAAGUUGGCUCUGAUUGAGGCAGAGGAGGCUCUCGCAGCCAGAAAGGACUCGGGAAAGAACAAUUCUCCUGAAAACGAUGCCUCCUCAGCACUGCUCUCGCCUCCGCUCUCCGCCACCAGUCUAGUGGGCAUCAAUUUACCUCCCCCUAGCUCUCCACUCAAGGGUGAGAGGGGAGGAUCACUUCCUGCAACGCCUGAAAAGGAGGAUGCAUUCCAGAAUCGACCAUCGAUCAAACUUGUAAUGCCCGACCACCUGAAGGCAAUGCUUGUCGAUGAUUGGGAAAACAUUACCAAAAGCCAGCAGCUCGUGCCUCUCCCACACCCGCACCCAUUUGACGAGGUAGUCAAGGAGUAUUUGGACUGGGAGAUCCCCCAUCGUCCAGAAGACUCAGCCGAGAAGGAUCUUCUUGAAGAGACCAUGGCUGGGUUGCGAGAGUACUUCAAUCGAGCUCUUGGGCGCAUUUUGCUAUACAAGUUUGAGCGAACGCAAUUCAUGGAGAUUUCGGAGCAGUGGGAAUCUCCCAAAAAUGAAGGACACAAGUGCCCUGCCGAUACAUAUGGUGGCGAGCAUCUCCUUCGCUUACUAGUGAGCCUUCCCGAGCUUGUUGCCCAGACAAACAUGGACCAACAAUCAGUCAACCGUCUCCGCGAGGAGAUCACCAAGUUCACCAACUGGUUGGGGAAGAACUAUACCAAGUACUUUGUCAGCGAAUAUGAGACGCCCGGUCCAGACUAUAUUGAGAAGUCUCGGAGCGCCUGAUCAGCUUAAAUCUAUACAGUAACCGACCUAGCGGGGCUGUCUUAAUUAACUAGAUUUCUUGGUCCCUUUGCUAUCCCGAUACUACUAUUCCAUCCUAAAUUUUGCGUGGCCAAUCCGGAUGACACUAUCAUGUAUAUGGAGCGCGGAGAUUAAUGACACAAUGAAACGCCUUGUUUUUCCAGUGCAGCG
Molecule: messenger RNA, 1498 nt
Organism: Pyricularia grisea
Lineage: Eukaryota; Fungi; Ascomycota; Sordariomycetes; Magnaporthales; Pyriculariaceae
Exons: 4
Coding region: 236-1309 (357 amino acids)
Biological process (GO): chromatin organization; regulation of DNA-templated transcription
Cellular component (GO): NuA4 histone acetyltransferase complex; Rpd3S complex; nucleus
Source: RefSeq, a predicted model, not a curated record